Phytophthora infestans T30-4 is the source of this 480-nucleotide messenger RNA. RefSeq lists its product as uncharacterized. The record is from RefSeq and is a predicted model, not a curated record. Gene Ontology annotation, molecular function: inward rectifier potassium channel activity. Gene Ontology annotation, cellular component: plasma membrane. Gene Ontology annotation, biological process: potassium ion import across plasma membrane; regulation of monoatomic ion transmembrane transport. NCBI's taxonomy places the organism in Eukaryota, Oomycota, Peronosporomycetes, Peronosporales, Peronosporaceae. The coding region runs from base 1 to 480 and encodes 159 amino acids. The transcript has 3 exons.
AUGAGUCUAUUGCAGCGAAGAGUUCGCGUCAAGAAUCGGUCGUGCAGAUUGCUGUUGAACGGGAUAUACCAGCGAGCAUUGGCAGCCUCCUGGCCCAAUCUGCUGCUGUGUCUGAUUGCAUGCUACUUGGCUAUUCACGAGCCAUUGACGCAACGUACGCAAAACGACUUCGGACUCAAAUAUGGCGAGCUUUUCUUCUUCUGUGUCCAAACAAUCUCCACGGUUGGCUAUGGGACUCUGAGCCCACGGCAAAAUAGUGACGUGGCCAAUUUCUUCGUCUUCCUUCUAAUUUUUUCCGGCCUGUUUGUCUCCACUCUCGUAACGGGCAUAACGUGGGCAAAAUUCUCCAUCCCGAAGGCUUCAACGCUGUUGUACAGCGACUUUCUGCUGCUAACAACGUUCCACUCACAUCGCGCAGUUAUGUUUCGCGCUGCCAGCAACCGCAAGUUUGGCGUUCUCGUCGAGGGAUCUUUCAGGUAA